AUGCAGCUCGUAAAGACUCUCUCCGUCGUGGCUCUGGCCACCGGCGCUGUCGUUGCCAUGCCCGCACACCAGAAACGCGAGUGGAGGGGUGGCGGCAACAGAUGGUGGCAGCGUCCCAACCCCAACUCGGUGGUGACCGUCACGGCAUAUGAUGCCCAACCCACGGACUGGAAUGCGGCUGCCAGCCCGUCAUCCACCUCCACUACAACAGCGGAUGUUGUCGUGUCUGCCACACCGGCCGCUGGUGGUGAAUGGUUCAACAAGCCCGCCCCUGAAGCGCCUGCUCCCCAGCCGUCGUCUGCUCCUGCUGACAGCUGGGCUCCUGCUGCUCCUGCUUCAACCCCAACAUCUGCCCCCGCCAGCACCGGCGCUUCCGGAGGUCAGGGCGACUACAUGUCCGUCGUUUCCAAGAUGCGUGCUGCCGGCGGCCUCCCACCUCUCACCCAGGACAGCAAGCUUGAGGCUAAUGCCCUCAAGACCAGCCAGGAUAGCACCAACGGCUUGCAACACGAAUUGAACCCUGGCACCUUUGCCCAGGUCCUCGCUCCUGGCAGUCCCGAUAACUUUGAGAGCGUCUACGUUGGUGGCUGGCUGUGCGAACUCCCCAACCUCCCGGGCUUGGACGGCAUCUGCAGCUCCGCCGCUCAAGGUUGGGAUCAUUCGAACGGCGAGACAGGCCACGCUGAGAUUUUGACCAGCACCAAAUACAGCAAGAUUGGCUGUGCGAUUUCCGGUACCGGCGUGACCUUGCGUGAUCAACCUUUCUUCACUUCACAGAUUCACGAAACCUACUACGGCUCCUAA
Messenger RNA from Cladophialophora yegresii CBS 114405, 804 nucleotides. RefSeq lists its product as uncharacterized. NCBI's taxonomy places the organism in Eukaryota, Fungi, Ascomycota, Eurotiomycetes, Chaetothyriales, Herpotrichiellaceae. Bases 1 to 804 code for a protein of 267 amino acids. The transcript has 3 exons. The record is from RefSeq and is a predicted model, not a curated record.